GAGACGGAGUGAGACGUGAAACUGACGCGCUUAUUUUUCCAUUUCUUCAGCUCGGGAAAAUGUCCUGAACGGUCGGAAACAGUCGGAAAGUGGAGACGAAGCGUAAUAGCUCAAGUUAAGGGAGACAUAUUUCCCGAGGGGGGAACGAAGUAGGACGAGUGUGUUGGUGAACUUUUGGUUGUUAUCUGGUGAACGCGCGAGGCCUGAGAGAGUCGACUCAUUGAUUCACCGACUCACUGAUUCACUCAGUGCAACAGGUCUCCUCUCAGCCAUGGAGUAGAAACCCGACACCGGGGCUGAUUUAUCGCGUUUUUUAUUUAGUUUUAAUCUGAUAUUCAUCUUUGUUGUUGUUGUUUAUCCCGAUAAGACUUAUAAAACUGCUUAUUCCCAGGAAAGUGAGUUUUCGGUAUAUAUAUCCACUAAGAUAACCGAGCUCUCGAAAAAAAAAAAGGAGAAAUAUUCAAGAUUAAACUCGGGAUUAAAUGCGAUACGAAGCCAAAAUGAUGCCGAUGUUCUUGACCGUGUACCUCAGCAACAACGACCAACACUUCACAGAGGUGCCCAUAACUCCGGAGACGGUGUGCCGCGAUGUGGUGGAGCUCUGCAAGGAGCCAGGAGAGGUGGACUGCCACUUAGCUGAGAUGUGGAGAGGAUCAGAGCGAGCUGUAGGCGAGGGCGAGAGGAUGCUGGAGCUACUGCAGCGCUGGGGCUCACGCAGAUCAGAGGUUCGCUUCUUCCUGCGCCACGAUAGAACUCCCGGCCGAGAGCCAGGAAAUGCCAGGAGCAUGGAACCGAGAAGGAACGGUGUUAAAGGACCCCCAGAUAGACGGAUGGAAAAUGGGGUGGCCGCUCCACGCAUGGACAUGACUCUGGCUGAGCUGCAGGAGAUGGCGACCCGACAGCAGCAACAAAUCGAUGCACAGCAGCAACUCCUUGCCUCUAAGGAGCAGCGCCUGCGCUACCUGCAGCAGCAAGAUCAGAUGAAGCAGCAGCAGGCGUCCGAACAGGAGAAGCUACAGCGUCUUAGGGAGAACGUGGAGAAGCAGGAGGCUCGACUCAAGAAAGUGCGGGCCCUCAAGGGCCAGGUGGAGCAGAAGCGCAUCAGCAACGGAAAACUGGUGGAGGAGAUCGAGCAAAUGAACAAUCUGUUCCAGCAAAAGCAGCGUGAGCUGGUGGUGGCGGUGUCUAAAGUCGAGGAGCUCAGCAGGCAGAUGGAGAUGCUGAAGAGCGGCAAGAUGGACGCCCUAAAUGAUAAUCAGAGCGCCGUGGCCGAGCUCGAUCGCCUCUACAGGGAGCUUCAGCUAAGGAACACCAUGAACCAGGAGCAGAACUCCAAGCUGCAACAGCAGAGGGAGAACCUGAACAAGAAGAAUCAGGAGGUGGCCGCCAUGGACAAGCGAGUCAGCGAGCUCCGUGAUCGCCUGUGGAAGAAGAAAGCAGCGCUGCAGCAGAAAGAGAAUCUUCCUAAUGGCUUCCCGCUUAAGGAAAAGGCUUCAAAAGAUACCCAACCCAAGGUCCCUCCUGAUGGCCAGCCCCCUCAAUCAGGCGGUCAGUCUCGUGUGGCCGCGGUGGGGCCGUACAUCCAGUCGUCCACCAUGCCCCGCGGUCCAGCACGGCACGAUCUGCUGAAGCCCACCUACCCCGACGGCACAGCCACACUCCCACCUCAGGACAAGAGCGCUGGCACGACGUCCAAACCUGGCACAGGGCUGCCAUCAUCCAAGGUGCUGAAAGUGUCUGACUGGAGCUCACCCACUCCAGACUCCAACAGCAGCCAUGCCUCGUCCACUUUACCACGACUGCCCAGCCAAGUGCCAGCAGAGCAAGCUUCAGACGACACAGACGUGUUGAAAAGAGCACAGCAGGACCGGAAGACACGUCCCGUCUCUAUGUUUGACUCCACUGAGCCGUCGACAGCCUCCUUACGCAAGAACCAGAGCAGCGAUGACCUUGCAAGGGACGCCCAGAAUGCUGCGAAAAUCCCAGUUAAAGUGCCCCCUCCCGUGCCAAGCAAACCCAGACAGGUCAAUCUGCCGUUCCCAGGUGCAGGCACUUUCCCCGGCAAGGGCAAAGUAAGCAGCCAGCAGCAGCAGCAGCGCACACCUCUUCCUGCAGCUCAGAGUAACACGCUACCCCUGCCAUCCAAGCAGGAAACCCCGCCGGCUGCCACCGUUCGACCUUUCACCCCGGAGCCUAAGGAUCCACCUAUGCAGAAACCUCAGAUGGUGGCAGCCAGCUCCAUCUACUCCAUGUAUACGAAGCAAGCAGCAGCAGGAAAGGGCUUGCCUCAAAAUGUGCCGGGCGCACUGAACCGCUCACAGAACCGCUCCAACUUUGUAAGCAUGUACGGUAAGCCGGUGAUUGCCGCAGGACAGCAACCCCAUUCGCCGCAAAUGGACAACCCCUACAUGGAGCGCCCUAACGGCCCUGACUCAGACACCGACCAAGGCACGAACGGCGCCCCUGCACCCGAGAACCAUGAGACGGAGCGCAUCCCGCGCCCCUUAAGCCCCACCAAGCUGCUGCCCUUCAUCUCCAACCCCUACCGCAACCAGAGCGACAUGGACCUCGAGGCACUCCGUAAGAAGCUCUGCAACGCCCCGAGGCCUCUUAAAAAGCGCAGCUCCAUCACUGAACCCGAAGGUCCUGCCGGUCCCAACAUCCAGAAGCUCCUCUACCAAAAAACCACACUGGCCGCCAUGGAAACCACGGUCAACCCCCCUAAACCCAUGGAGGAGGAGAGCGCCCUGCCCGAUCCGGUCGGUACCGAACAAAUCCCAGAAUCCCAGUCUCCUGAACAGCCACCUCCCGACCCUCUGCCGACUAUAGACGUCCUGAAAAUCGACGGCGAGGACUUCAUCCCGCCCCCGCCCCCGUCUCACCCCGCUCCUCGCCCCGAAGACGCCUUCCUAAUCCCUCCUCCACCGGCUCCUCUUGAGGAUGAAGACCAGCACCAGUUAUCACCCGACAGCUAUGUGGAGGAGUUCCCUCCGUAUCCUCCUCCUCCUUAUCCGAGCGGUGCUGAGCAGGAAGCUCUGGGUGAAGACACGAUGAACAUGAAGCCACCAGAGGUCAUGGGGCAAGUGCCUCUACCACCAGGCAAAAGGACGAACCUGCGUAAGGUCGGAUCGGAGCGCAUCGACCACAGCAUGAGGGUGAAAUUCAACCCCUUGGCAUUACUUCUGGACUCUUCUCUGGAGGGAGAGUUUGAUCUGGUCCAGAGAAUAAUCUAUGAGGUCGAGGACCCCAGUCAGCCUAACGAUGAAGGUAUCACGGCUCUACAUAAUGCCGUUUGUGCCGGACACACGGAGAUCGUCAAGUUCCUUGUCCAGUUCGGAGUCAACGUUAACGCUGCAGACAGCGACGGCUGGACUCCGCUGCACUGUGCCGCGUCCUGUAACAACGUGCAGGUGUGCAAGUUUCUCGUGGAGUCUGGAGCAGCAGUGUUUGCCGCCACGUACAGUGACAUGCAGACGGCUGCAGAUAAGUGUGAGGAGAUGGAGGAGGGCUACACCCAGUGCUCGCAGUUCCUCUAUGGAGUCCAGGAGAAAAUGGGCAUCAUGAACCGGGGCGUGGUGUACGCGCUGUGGGACUACACGAGUGAAGAAGACGACGAGCUGCAGUUCAGAGAAGGAGACUGCAUGACCGUGGUGAGGAGAGAGGACGAAGACGAGGUCGAGUGGUGGUGGGCGCGCAUGGGGGACAAAGAAGGCUACAUUCCCAGGAACCUACUUGGGUUGUAUCCAAGAAUAAAACCACGACAGAGGAGUUUGGCUUAAACACCCAUUAAAACAAAAAAAUACGAGGAGACAUAAAUCUGUAGGACAUCUGCGGAAAAAUGUACUCGCACACACACCACGGACACUGACUCAAAAUCAAAUGAAGAGACCAAAACAUGAAGGAUUUUUUUUUUGCUUUUCUGGAAGAACAAAUCAAGAAAACCGAACCUCCUGACUGCAGUCACUGCACUUUUCUAUGGCUUCAAUUUUUCUUCGUGCUUUUGUGAGUAGGUCUUUGUGUCUUUAUGAAACACGUCUGUAUCAUGCCCUUUAAUUUCACCACCAUGUAGCAGCUCAGAUAUUUGCUGAAGCCUCAUUUUUGUUACAUUUAUUUUUUUUUUUAUACAGAGGGCUCAGAUAAUCCUGUGCAUUUACCAAAACUAUGAACUGUGUAAAUCUGAUAUGAGAGCUGUGAAUAUAAGCUUUGUUGUUGGUGUUUUUUUUGUAGUAGUAGUAGUAGUCAUUAAAGCGUGUAGUUGAACUGGAAAAAAAAAAACUUCAAAUCACUUUAGACCACUUAAAUUCUAUUUUCUUUAUAAAAGACUCAACUCAAAGUUCUUUAUGUUCUUACACUGAAGUCCAAUGAAGCUAUAAAUAGACUUGGGCUAAUUAGAGCUUUGAUGUGAGCGCUGUUACCAUAAGUCAGUGUUUGUUUUGCCCUUACAUUUAAAUACAACAUGAAAUGACUCAAACUGUAAAUGUUUCAGCAAUUAUGAGUGGUUACAACAAAAUAACACAUUUAUGCACAUUUAUGCAAAAAGCCAUUUUGUACAUGUAGUAUUCAGAUUCUGUUCUUUGCAUUAAGAAACACAUUGUCAUUAGAUUACUAGAUUGAUGGAGGCUGUUUUUUCUUUCUUUUUCCUUAGUGUCUAAAAACUCUUUAGUAUAUCAUCUUUUGCUGUUUUUUUGUACACUCCCAGCCUUCUAUAUUGUUAAAGCAGCUGUAUUUAUUGUACUUAAUUUUUCAUCUCCAUGUCAUGAUCUGUAACACGACUCAAUUACAGUACUUUAAACACUA
Molecule: messenger RNA, 4797 nt
Organism: Clarias gariepinus (North African catfish)
Lineage: Eukaryota; Metazoa; Chordata; Actinopteri; Siluriformes; Clariidae
Gene: tp53bp2a
Product: tumor protein p53 binding protein, 2a
Exons: 19
Coding region: 483-3779 (1098 amino acids)
Biological process (GO): signal transduction; regulation of apoptotic process
Cellular component (GO): nucleus
Molecular function (GO): p53 binding
Source: RefSeq, a predicted model, not a curated record